This is a messenger RNA of Cucumis melo (muskmelon), 2286 nucleotides long. RefSeq lists its product as uncharacterized. The coding region runs from base 413 to 1969 and encodes 518 amino acids. Gene Ontology annotation, cellular component: proteasome regulatory particle, base subcomplex. Gene Ontology annotation, molecular function: proteasome-activating activity; ATP binding; ATP hydrolysis activity. The record is from RefSeq and is a predicted model, not a curated record. Lineage: Eukaryota; Viridiplantae; Streptophyta; Magnoliopsida; Cucurbitales; Cucurbitaceae. Gene Ontology annotation, biological process: proteasome-mediated ubiquitin-dependent protein catabolic process. The transcript has 14 exons.
AAUACGAACCCGUUCUUGGUUCUCACCAAUCACUACUUCCGGUCUACGACACGUCGACCCGUCAAGAAGGCAGUGGCCAAGCUCUUGUUCGUCGCUGUAUUUGAUCGACGUUUCGUCGAUCAGCAUAUAGCUCAACUUUGAGCAGAGAUAUAGAGUUACUGUAUUAUCUAUAGCAGUGAGAAUUCAAUGUCGGUUUUCAAUCGGAUUUCCAGGACCGCCCGAGCGUGGCGAAUACUUGCGUCAUUCAAACUCAAGGAUUCUCCGAGCGCAUCCCGGAGUUUCUAUCUGAGACAAUUUGGGCAUCAACCAGAACAUUUAAAACCAGGACUGCUGUCUAAUGGACGUGAACCUUGCUUUCUCUAUCCAGCUAUCGUUGCCGGUAUGCUUGGAGUUGGGGCAAUGGAAAUAGCAUAUGCAGAAGCUGAAGAGCUAUCUGCAGUCUGCUGCCACUCCGCCGCCACCAAAAGACCUCUCUACCCAUGCUGAUAUGGAGGACGUUGCUAAGAAAGAAAGACUGAGAAUAAUUGAACAGUUAAACAGAAACAAAGGAACCAAGUAUGGUGCUUGUCCGCGAUUUACUGUUGGAGUUAAGGGGCAAAAGGUCAGUAUCAAGUUCCAAGUUCCGCCCAGUUGUGAAGUUUCACAUCUGAUUGCAAAUCUUGUAUCAAAUCUUGGACUAAAAGUUGAAGAAAGUGCUGGUGGUUCAGAUAUGUUAUUGCGUGCAUGGGACAGUCCAGUUGCUUGGCAACUAACCCUUAGUCGACCAAAAAGUCAGAGAGUAGCUGGAGAAAACAAGGGAAACUCAAUAGAAAUGGAUGCUGAGGAUGGAGAUCUAACUGUUCUAAUAUUUCAUUCACUCGUUACCUCAGAUAAAACUGUCAGUGCUAAUGAAAUUGAAUUCAUAAAGCAGGGAAGCUUGAGCACCAAAGAGCUUGAUUCUUUGGUUUCUGUUUUACAAUUAGCCGGUGGAAGGUUGGGAGAAAGUAGAUCAUCUGAAAGAAAAUCGAGGGAAGGGUCUACACAAAUGCCAUCUUCUGAAAAAUCUAUAUCUAGCCUCGAAGCAAUGGGUGUGAAAGUUUAUGGACUUGAUGAGCCUCAUGUAAAUUCCACUGAAAAUGAGAUAUCCUGGGAUAAUAUUGCUGGUUAUGAUCAACAAAAACGUGAAAUAGAAGACUCCAUACUGAUGACUCUACAUAAUCCAGAAUUAUUUGAUGAUAUUGCUCAUGGGACUCGGCGCAGGUUUGAAUCAAAUAGACCUCGGGCUGUUCUCUUUGAAGGGCCUCCAGGUACAGGUAAAACAUCUUCUGCUCGUGUAAUUGCAAACCAAGCUGGCGUCCCGUUGGUGUAUGUACCACUUGAGGUUAUCAUGUCAAAGUACUAUGGCGAAAGUGAACGUCUCUUGGGGAAAGUGUUUUCACUUGCUAAUGAGCUUAGUACCGGUGCUAUCAUUUUCCUAGACGAGGUUGAUUCAUUUGCAAUAUCUCGCGACAGUGAAAUACAUGAAGCCACUCGAAGAGUAUUAUCAGUAUUAUUGCGUCAGAUCGAUGGGUUCGAGCAGGACAGAAAAGUGAUUGUAAUUGCUGCCACUAAUAGAAAGCAAGACCUUGAUCCUGCUUUAAUCAGUCGGUUUGACUUGAUGAUCACAUUUGGGUUACCUGAUGAGCGGAACCGUGAGGAAAUAGCAGUUCAGUAUGCAAAGCAGCUAACAAAACCUGAAUUAAAGGAGUUUGCAAGAAACACAGAUGGAAUGUCUGGAAGGGACAUAAGGGAUAUUUGUCAGCAAGCGGAGCGAUCGUGGGCAUCAAAGAUAAUUCGAGGGAAAGUUUCAAAAACUGGAGAACAUGGAAUACUUCCACCCAUUGAAGAAUAUAUCGAGUGUGCCAUGAAAAGGCGCAAAGCUUUGCAAACUAUCGAUGACCAUGAAAUCAAGGAUCCCAACAUCCGCACGAAGAAAACUCAAUUAGCUUGAUUGAUCAUCUUAAUCGACUGAGCUAGCUACUUGUCUCGAAAUGAUCUUUCUUUUUUCUGCUAGGCCUUUUAUGUGGUAAUUAAGUAAUCAUAACUAUAGGAUUUAGAUAGAAAUGGUAAAUUAUUCAACAAUUCGAUCUUUUUUUUUUUUUUUUAUCGGUACAGUUACACUUAUCCCAUCCACAAUACUCCUACGAUUCCCGUAUAGAUCAAAGGACAGCCGCUUCAAAAGGUGAACAUGUUGAGUUGAAGCAUACUUAGUAGUAGAGCCCUGUUCCUAUAUCAAUAAAAUAGAUAAGAUCAUAUAACAGUUUCUAA